AAUAGACGCGCUUCGGUCUGCUUCGAUUAUCUAAAGGAGCUACGGAGCUACCCUUGCUCUUCAUCGAAAUAAUACCAACACUCCUUGGUAAUCUUCAAAGCUCAUCAGGAUGGCUGGACGUGGUAGGGGUGGAGGAAGGGCGAGAGGAAGAGGAGGAUUUGGCGGCUCAAGGGAACCACCACCGAUGGGUUUGGCAUUCGCAGACAUUCAGGCCAUGUCUCGAGAGCAAACUGCGCUUUAUCCACCCAUGCGUCCACCUGUUCUUACAGAAUACAGUGAUAGAGAACGGAAAAUCACUCAAUUUCAAAUCGAUUUCGCCCAUCGACUCCGUGCAUCCCCCUACUACGUUGUCGAAACGACCAAGAGUACAGAACUACCGCGUUAUUCAGACAAAUACCGGCCAUCAGUUGCAGCAAGGCCGAAGCUUAGGCGUCAAGAUCUCCACCCACCUUUCUUUCCAACUGAAAUUCUCGAAGAUUACUUUAACCCCAAGAGAAUAAAAACCCGUAAAUUGGCUGUUAAGAAGAAUCGCGUCAACCUUGAUAACAUGGCAGACGAUGAAAAUGAACAAACCAAGUCAGAAGACGAGGUGUCCGACGGCACGCAAGCACCUGCGUCAGAUUACGAUGCAGAGGAAGAAUACGACAAUGACUACGCCUACAACUACUUCGAUAACGGAGAAGGGGACGAUAUGGAUAAUCUAGGUGAUGGAGGUGGCGGAGACGAAGGCGGAGGGGACUAUGACUAGUCGCGCGCCGUGUUCUGACUAUUUAAGAGCCGGUUCCCUUGACGCCUUUCAAAGCAAUGCGACAUUGAACCCAGACGCUCCGGGGGGUGGCGCCUUUUACUGUUUUUGCUUUGUUCAAUCUUCAAAAGUAGAUCGUUCGCCAGCUAAUUUUUAACCUACAAGGACGCGCAAUUUACCAAUGUGAUCGUGCCACGUUGUGCCUAGCAUU
Marasmius oreades (fairy-ring Marasmius) is the source of this 956-nucleotide messenger RNA. RefSeq lists its product as uncharacterized. Gene Ontology annotation, cellular component: RNA polymerase III complex. Bases 110 to 748 code for a protein of 212 amino acids. The record is from RefSeq and is a predicted model, not a curated record. Lineage: Eukaryota; Fungi; Basidiomycota; Agaricomycetes; Agaricales; Marasmiaceae. Gene Ontology annotation, biological process: transcription by RNA polymerase III. The transcript has 5 exons.